AUGGAAGAUGCAAUGAGGCGCCUCAACGGUGUGGCUCCGAUUUCCGGACCCGACCCGAAAGAGUCAUCCGUCGGUGAAAACACUAGGCGGCCCACCGCCGUCAACAAGCGAACUUUGAGAGAAGACAGCGGCGGAGCCAUGAGGUAUCGUGGCGUGAGGCGCAGGCCGUGGGGUCGUUAUGCCGCCGAGAUUAGAGACCCUCAGAGUAAGGAGCGACGGUGGCUGGGAACCUUCGACACGGCGGAGGAAGCCGCCUGUGCCUAUGACUGCGCCGCCAGGGCCAUGCGCGGUCUCAAAGCACGCACCAACUUCGUAUACCCAACUUCUCCGCAACCUUCCUCCGCCACCACCGAACACUUCUUCCAUUCUUUUAAUAAGAACAACUUCCCCAAACACUCUACGUCACCACCCUUCACCAAUAUUCGUAGCCGCAACUUAACCGGUUCCGCCACCUGCUUUGGCCACCCUAGCGCCGUUGACUUUUCGUUUUGCAACCCGCGGAACCCUUCUUCUCCACUCAACAUACUUCUUCUUCGCGACCUCAUUAACUCUUCCUCAAACAACCCUUCUUUGCUUUCAUCUUCCACUCACAACUUCCACGACCAGUUGUACAACAAGGGUGCUUCUAAUAUUUCAUCGUUACCUUCUGUUUCUUCAUCUUCUUCACCUCUCACUCCUAGUUAUUCGGUGAAUACUUCUUUUGAAGGUUCCUCUUCUGUUAAUGUGAAAACCCUAUGUGGAACUAAUUUGACUGAACAAGGUGAUGAUGAUUGUGGCUCUGGAUUUUUCUCUCGUGAGUCUUCGGAUUCGGGGCUGUUGGAAGAGAUAGUUAACAAGUUCUUGCCCAAAACGAAGCCUAAUAAAUGCGACAGUUUGCCAAAAAUGGAGUUUUUCCGAAACCCUCAGGAGUCUGUUCUCCCUUCACUUAUUUCUGAAUCAACAGUUGUUUCCACCGCGCAAUGCCAUGAUGACACGAAAAAGGGGUUCCAGAAGAAUGAAAGUUUCGGUGUGUCUUUUGAUCAUCAGGGUUUUCCCAUGCAGAAAUUUAACAGUUUUAAUGGGUUUAAUAGCGUGCAGGGUAUGGCUCUGGGGAAUGAACAAACCAUGGCGAAUCAUGCAGAGAAUUGCAUAGUUGAAGAUGUUUUUCAGUACCAAGAGCUUCUUAAUUCUUUUGCCAUCAGGAUGCAAAAUGCUUAA
Molecule: messenger RNA, 1197 nt
Organism: Sphenostylis stenocarpa
Lineage: Eukaryota; Viridiplantae; Streptophyta; Magnoliopsida; Fabales; Fabaceae
Source: the annotation of a GenBank genome assembly